Molecule: messenger RNA, 898 nt
Organism: Neodiprion fabricii
Lineage: Eukaryota; Metazoa; Arthropoda; Insecta; Hymenoptera; Diprionidae
Gene: Fkbp14
Product: FK506-binding protein 2
Exons: 4
Coding region: 47-733 (228 amino acids)
Molecular function (GO): calcium ion binding; peptidyl-prolyl cis-trans isomerase activity
Source: RefSeq, a predicted model, not a curated record
CUUCGCUUGCAGCUCAGUUGCCAUCAGCGCCCGACAUCGUACAGACAUGACCUGUUCGACGUCCCUGAUACUCGCCUUGGCGACGUGUUGCGUGCUCGCGUAUUUUUCCACCUUCUCGGUGGAAGCCGCGCCUGAUGCCUUCAAAGUGGAUACGGUAUACGUGCCAGAAGUCUGCACCGUCAAGUCGAAAAAAGGAGACCAGCUGACGAUGCACUACACCGGAACGCUCAAGGAUGGUACCAAGUUUGAUUCAAGCUUGGACAGGGACCAACCCUUCACCUUCCAGCUAGGCGUUGGCCAGGUGAUCAAAGGCUGGGAUCAAGGACUCGAGAAUAUGUGCGUCGGCGAAAAGAGGAAACUGACGAUCCCUCCAGACAUGGGAUACGGUGACCAAGGAGCUGGAAACGUUAUCCCUGGAGGUGCGGUGCUAUUAUUUGACGUUGAGUUGAUCGACAUCAGCGAUUCACCGCCAACGACUAAUGUCUUCAAAGAAAUCGAUGCCAACAAAGACAACCAACUGUCCCGCGAGGAGGUGAGAACAAUGGUUAGCGAGUAUUUGAGGAAGCAAAUGAUUGAGGCGGAGCAGGGCAGUGCCAGUGAGAGCGACGAAGUAAAGAAAAUGCUCGCCGACCACGACAAACUCGUCGAGGAGAUAUUCCAGCACGAGGAUAGCGACAAGAACGGCUUCAUCUCCCACGACGAAUUCAGCGGUCCGAAGCACGAUGAGCUUUGAAACCCGUAAUUAACAAAAUUAAUCACGUCACACUGACCACCGGAGAACUGCGAAGCUUCUGCAGCUCGUCUUUCCACUUGGCGUCAUCCCGAAACCUACUCUCGACAACGGAACGGACACGAGCAUGGCUCGCAACACCAAACGCGGUCACAAGACGCUAUAAUA